Molecule: messenger RNA, 835 nt
Organism: Geodia barretti
Lineage: Eukaryota; Metazoa; Porifera; Demospongiae; Tetractinellida; Geodiidae
Source: the annotation of a GenBank genome assembly
UCAAAUGUGUGCUUUCUCUAGCCUUAUGAAUUCUCUGCAGGAGUGGAAAUAGAUCUCGCUCAGUCAGUUUACACUGUGUCCGAAGAUGAAACAAGCAAUCAAAUACUCACUCUAGUAAUCAAGAAUGGUUUAACAGUACAGGGCCCUAUCCCCCUGAGGCUCACAGCUAUGAGUUUGACUUCACCGGUUGUUGAUGAGGCUGACAAGGCUACACCAAGACAAGAUUUCCGUGUAGAGACUGUGGAUAUUGAAAUCCCUCCUGGAGCAGUUGGAAUGACCAAUAUUAGUCUGAACGACAUCAUUAUUGAUGAUAACACUGUGGAAAACCGCAUCCAGAGGUUCAGCCUGAUGGUGGAGGUAUCUGAAGGCAGAAUGUUCUUUGAUUCAGACAACUGCACCAAGAAAUCUGUUGAAGUGGCUAUUGAGAGUGAUGACACGGUCAGUGUUUCUCUAUUGCCGUCUAUUGUGGUAUUCUAUGAAAGUGAUGAAGGUCCAUUCGAUAUUUGUGUGAUUGUGAUAAGUGAAGGAACAGACCAAAACUGUCCUGUGGAGUUUCAAGUAAACUAUACUCUUAGCUUCACCAAGAACUCAUGUAAGUACGACCUACUAAAAAAAACUAAAAUUUGUUUUCUUUUUUCGUGAUACAUAAUGAAGACACCGAAAAUGGACAUGGCGAGACAAUCUUUCGCGAUGUUACUGUUGAUAAGUGUGACAACAUGACGUGUGUCAAUCUCAAGGCUGUCUUCAACAUUCAGAAUGAUGAAGAAUUCCAUUUUCAAUUGUUUAAUGUGUCUCUUCUACCUAAUGCUGAAACUGUACCUCAGUCUGGGAUGUU